Molecule: messenger RNA, 1607 nt
Organism: Rhopilema esculentum
Lineage: Eukaryota; Metazoa; Cnidaria; Scyphozoa; Rhizostomeae; Rhizostomatidae
Source: RefSeq, a predicted model, not a curated record
CACGAAGGUUGGUGGAGGGAUUUGUCACUGCGGCGGAGCAGGCAUGAAUCAAUCCAGGAUUCCAGGAUCUGCUGGUAAGUGGUAGGGAUCUUCAUGAGGCCAUUUCCAAUGGAAAACACAAUUAUUUUAAAAGAAAACCCCGUACCACAACUUGAUGGGAUUGAUGUAAACAGGCCUAUUGGCUUGACACUGGACACAUUUGCUUCAAACGAAGAGAGAAUUCAAUUGCAAGUGAAAGAUUUGACCUUAGACACAGCUACAUUAAAGUUUCUACUAACACAGCAGUCUCCAAGUGAUGGUGGUAUUCAAUUUGUCACCCAGCAAGAUAGCAGCUUACAAGAGCCUGAUGUGCAUUCACAGGGAGUGAAUAUUCAUAUCACCAACUUGGGAAAUGAUCUACAAGCAGCUACCAGUCAAGAUUCAAGUGCAGCUGGAAUUCAAAGUAAUGGCCAGCUGUAUCAAACAUACCAGGUUCUGGAUAAAGACAUCCUUGGUGAAACAGGGAGUAAGGUAACUAUUGCAAAUAGUUUUGCCGAUGAUGAACAGAAAAAGAAGUUUGUAGCUAGGAAGGUAAAGAAUAUAAAAGCGAAUAUUGAUGAACUGUAUAAGAAGGCUGGAGUUACAGCUAUCAGUCUGGUAGCAUUUGAUGGCGGCGUCCAAAUUUUAGGCUCAGAGCAGAUGAUGUCCCUAGAAGAAAAUCAUGUUUUGAAAAGUGUUUUCUGGAAUGCGUUCGUCAACCAUGAAAGUUCUAUUGGAAAUACAGCAACAAAAAUGCCAGGGAAAAAGUCCAGCGAGAAAGAGAAAGCAACGCUACUAUCUUGGCCUUGCGAUGAGUGCGACAGUUGUUUUUCGACCCAACAUAACCUGGUUAACCACAAGCUUCUUGUACAUAGUGGACUCUCAGCUCAUAAAUGUGAGUUCUGCGGCAAAGAGUUUGUUGACAUUGCUAUACUGCAAAAACAUCUGACCAUUCACACUGACAAAAACUCAUUUCAGUGCAAGGUUUGCGGUAAUUCCUUUGCUGGAAAGAACCUUCUAGACUCUCACAUGAAUGUACACAACGAAGAUAAGCGAUACUCGUGUAAGUUUUGCGGAAAGUCCUUCAACAGCACUUCUAGCUUGCAGUAUCACGUGAACAAGCACACAGGGGACAAGAAAUGUGUUUGUAUGCAUUGCAACAAGGAGUUCACGAAGAUGAGUAGCCUUAAGGUUCACAUGAGGAUCCAUUCUGGAGAACAACCGUAUAGAUGUCAAGAAUGUGGAAAAGGUUUUGUCGUAUCAACGCAUUUAACUAGACAUCUGCGGGUUCACAGUGGAGAAAGACCGUAUCUAUGCGAAAUUUGCGGGAAACGGUUCAACCGCUCUUCGCAUCUUCGUAUUCACUUUAGAAUUCACAGCGGAGAAAAACCGUACGAAUGCGAAAUCUGUGGAAAGAGAUUCAAUCAGACAGUAACAAGGAAAAAGCACCUUAAAACGCAUGCAAAGUAAAAUUGAUACAUCUCUUUAUAUUGUCGUCACUUUAAAUUAGUAACUGAUUAAAUUAGUUUCUUUUUGAGUUGUAGUCCUUGUCUUGUCUGAAUUAUGUGUUGUGAAACAAUUCUUUGUUA